Suillus paluster is the source of this 693-nucleotide messenger RNA. RefSeq lists its product as uncharacterized. The transcript is spliced from 3 exons. Gene Ontology annotation, biological process: fatty acid metabolic process; DNA damage response. The coding region runs from base 1 to 693 and encodes 230 amino acids. The record is from RefSeq and is a predicted model, not a curated record. NCBI's taxonomy places the organism in Eukaryota, Fungi, Basidiomycota, Agaricomycetes, Boletales, Suillaceae. Gene Ontology annotation, cellular component: mitochondrial matrix.
AUGCACGCGGUAAACGACGCAGAAAGCAGUGACUCUGAAGUCGAUUCGCUCUUUGACGAGCCUCACAUUGCCAUGCGCACCGCGCCACCCAUCCCUGGGCUUUUCGCUCCACCCAUCAGAUUGCCUCUCGAGUUAGCAAACGAUAUCGUUCAGCAGUGCAUGCGCCUUUACUUCGACGGGCGAGGCAUAAAUCAGAUCAUGCUCUUUGGACGCACAACCUCCGAGCACGACGGGAAUAUGGGAAGUGGCUUACCACCGUUCUUAAUCACACUCCUGCACCGACUGGCCGAAUUGCUGCGUGAUCAUCUACCUGAGCAAGUUCACGAAAUGCUAUUCCCUCCCAAGGAUGCACCCCCGCGCGCACGGCAGGCAAUUCUGAACCUGUAUCAUCCCGGAGAGGGCAUCUCGCCUCAUGUCGAUCUACUGAAACGAUUCGAUGAUGGAAUCAUAGGAGAUAUGCCGCUAGGCAGGAAUCAAUGGGACCUCUAUCUAGAAGAACGAAGUAUCUUAGUCCUAUCGGAGGAUGCGCGCUACAAUUGGACUCACGGGAUCGAUGGAAGACUGAAAGACUUUGUCGGUGAAGGAGUAGACGGGCAAGGAGAACCUGAAUGGAUUGAGAGGGGGACGAGAUUGAGCAUCACAUUCAGGUGGUUGUUACCAGGUGCAGACAUCGUCGGAGGACCCGAUCCAUAA